AAGUGCAGAUUGCCAAAAGUCGGUCUCUUUUAAACCCCAUUUACCAUCAGAGUGUUUUAUGUGCUUGGAGAAUGGCGUCUCCUGUUUCUCCAUCAAAUGGCGAAACCGUAAACCCUAACCUUUCCUCAAUCGGUGAAACCCUGGAAACAAAACAAAUUGAUCCAUCUCAGUACGCAUAUGAGGAUUUUGAGGAUGCAGAUGACCUUUCAUCUGAAGAACAUGGAAGAAAGAGCUCUAGUUCUGAUUCAGAGUCGGAAGAAGAAGAUAAGGAGAAAGUACUGGAAACCCUUGAAAAAGCAGUCGCAGAAAACCCUAGAGAAUACGAUUCUCAUGUUCAGUACAUAAAAGCCUUAAGGAAAGUUGGUCAUAUUGAGAAGCUUCGAGAGGCUAGGGAAUCUAUGCAAAGAUAUUUUCCACUGACUCCUACAAUGUGGCAAGAGUGGGCGAAGGAUGAAGCUUCACUCAAUACUGGUUCAGAGGCUUUUGCUCUAGUUGAAAAGAUAUAUGAACAAGGAGUGGAGGAAUAUUUGUCUGUUUCUCUUUGGUGUGAUUAUUUGAAUUUCAUUCAAGAGAAUGAUCCAUCAGUCAGCCAAUGUACAUCAGCUGGUGUGGCAAAGAUGAGGACUCUGUUUGAGAAAGCCCUUGUUGCAGCUGGUCUUCAUGUUGCUGAAGGCAGCAAGAUAUGGGGCGCAUAUCGGGAGUUUGAGCAAGCUUAUCACCUUAUUAUUGAUGACCAUGAUGUAGAGGAAAAAGCUAAACAAGUGGAACGCAUCCGAAGUAUAUUCCGCCGUCAGUUAGCCGUCCCACUCACUGGCUUAGGUUUGGUGCUUGAUGAAUACAAGCUUUGGGAGAUGCAACAAGGAGAAAAUGUUUCUGAUGAUCUUGAAUGGAUUCCUCCAAAUGUUGCUGCAGCAUAUCAGAAGGCUCUGCAGAUGUGUAAUGCUCGUAUUCGUCAUGAGGAGUUGAUUUCAAGUCAGAACACUUCUGCUGAAGAGAAGCUUCACCACUUUUUGGCUUACAUAAAAUUUGAGGAGUCUUCAGGUGAUCCAAUUCGAGUCCAGCUUCUAUAUGAACGUGCUAUUGCAGACUUUCCAAUAUCAAGUGAUCUUUGGCUUGGCUAUACCAGCUAUCUUGACAAAAGCUUGAAGGUAUCUAGUAUCAUAAAAUCUGUUUAUUCUAGGACCAUAAGAAACUGUACUUGGAAAGGAGAACUUUGGACCAGAUGCUUGCUUGCUUUAGAACGCUUUGGUGCCUCAGAAGAAGAGUUGUGCAGUGUUUUUGAGCAGUCUUUGCAGUGCUCUUUUUCAACUAUUGAAGAGUAUCUAGAUUUGUUUCUCACUCGCAUUGAUGGGUUAAGACGGAGGAUUCUACAGCUUGGUACAACUGAUGCUGAGACCUACUAUGCUUUAAUUAGAGACACUUUUCAGCGUGCUAGGGAUUAUUUAUCUCAACAGUUGUCUCCAGAGACGAUGACCACAUAUAUGGAUUACUUGCUGCGAUUGCAUGCUUAUUGGGCUAGACUAGAGUCUAGGCUUCUAAAAGAUCAGGGCGCAGCUCGUAGUGUUUGGGAGAGUUUAAUUAAGACAAGUGGCUCAGCAUUGGAGGUCUGGCAAGGUUACAUAAAUAUGGAAAUCGAGUUGAAUAAUAUACACGAGGCAAGGUUCAUUUACAAAAGAUGCUACAGUAAACGGUUUCAAGGGUAUGGCUCAGAGGAGAUCUGCCAUUCGUGGUUGCGAUUUGAAAGAGAGUUUGGAAACUUGGAAGAUUUGGACCAUGCUAUCAAGAAGGUCACACCUCGUCUAGAAGAGCUGCAAUUGUUUCGAAUUCAACAGGAGGAAAAAUCUCAAAGUCUCCCAGGUCCAAUAUUUUCAGCUCAACCAACCAACUCCCAUACUCGAAAUGAGAGAAGUGGUGGGCAUGAUGCAAAGAAAAGGAAACCAGAUGAUGCAAAGAAAAGGAAACCAGGUAUUGGAUUUGCUGAUAAGGAGCCUUAUUCAAAGCGGCACAAAGAUGCAACAGGUAGAGCGUCCAAAGGAGAUGGACAUCAAGAUACGGGACCCACCAAUAAACCGGAGUCUUCCUCGAUUUCCAAAGGCGUUUCACCCGAAGGAAUUGCAAAAGAACAACUGGCAAGAGAACAAAAAGGCGAUAAAUCUAAGAAGAGCCUCUACACUGACCAAUGCACUGCAUUCAUUUCUAAUCUUAAUCUUCAGGCAACAGAAGAAAAUCUGAGGCAGUUCUUCAGUGAUUGUGGUGGCAUAAAGGCUGUCCGUUUAUUAUUGGACAAGUUUACUGGCAAAUCAAGGGUAUGCACACCUCUUCAUGUUAACUGCUCUGCAUGUGUUUUAUUUUUUUGGAUGGGUGGGAGUAUAUCGAGAGAGAGGUGUUUCUUUCGUGUGUGCGGGUUUUUUCAUGUUUUGGGGCCAGUAUUUGGUUCUUUUUUACCAAUUAGAUAUCCUUUUGGAUAGCGUCUAGCUUGGUUUUUUUUUGU
Molecule: messenger RNA, 2491 nt
Organism: Amborella trichopoda
Lineage: Eukaryota; Viridiplantae; Streptophyta; Magnoliopsida; Amborellales; Amborellaceae
Source: RefSeq, a predicted model, not a curated record